AUGAAACUGGACUUAGGCAGCCACCCCACGUUCCAGCCUACCGAACUGAAGCCCUGGGAGUGCUGUGCCCUGGAGACCCUGGAGAGGAGCGAUGGGUUCUUGGGCUGGGAGUCUGCAGGUUACAAAGUUUUCAAAAAUGACAGAAGGCCUACAAAUUUUGAUAAAAAGGUGUUAGUAUGGGCAGGACGCUUUAAAAAGGAGGAGGACAUUCCCAAGCACGUAUCGUCUGAGGUCCUCGACGCAGCAAGAAACAGCGUCAGGAUAAAGGUUUGCUACAUCAUGAUUGCACUGACCUUGCUGGGCUGUUUGGCCAUGGUAAUCACAGGCAAAGAAGCUGCUAAAAGGGAUCACACGCUGCUGAGGAUGAACACAGAAAAGAAGGCCCAAUGGAGGGCCGAAGUGGAGAAAGAUGGGGCAGCUGUUGGGAAGCCACAAUGA
Molecule: messenger RNA, 438 nt
Organism: Pygoscelis adeliae (Adelie penguin)
Lineage: Eukaryota; Metazoa; Chordata; Aves; Sphenisciformes; Spheniscidae
Product: protein FAM162A-like
Exons: 5
Coding region: 1-438 (145 amino acids)
Biological process (GO): positive regulation of release of cytochrome c from mitochondria; neuron apoptotic process; cellular response to hypoxia
Cellular component (GO): mitochondrion
Source: RefSeq, a predicted model, not a curated record